This is a messenger RNA of Harpia harpyja (harpy eagle), 3260 nucleotides long. RefSeq names its product carbonic anhydrase 8 (gene CA8). The record is from RefSeq and is a predicted model, not a curated record. The transcript is spliced from 9 exons. Gene Ontology annotation, molecular function: zinc ion binding; carbonate dehydratase activity. Lineage: Eukaryota; Metazoa; Chordata; Aves; Accipitriformes; Accipitridae. Bases 67 to 918 code for a protein of 283 amino acids.
CACCCCCGCCCCCCCCACAACCCGCCCGGCCGACGGCAGCCGGGCCCGCUCGCAGGGCGCCCGCCCAUGGCUGACAGGAGCCUGAUCGAGGGCGCCGAGCCCUUCCCGCGCCGGGAGGAGGCUCCGGAGUGGGGCUACGAGGAAGGAGUGGAGUGGGGGCUGAUUUUUCCUGAUGCUAACGGAGAGUACCAGUCGCCUAUUAACUUGAACUCGAGAGAAGCUAAAUAUGACCCCUCGCUCCUGGAGGUGCGUUUGUCGCCAAACUACGUAGUGUGUCGUGACUGCGAAGUGAUCAACGACGGGCAUUCAAUUCAGAUUGCCCUGAAGUCAAAAUCAGUGCUAAUAGGGGGGCCAUUACCUCGAGGACAUGAGUUUGAACUACAUGAUGUUCGAUUUCACUGGGGGAGAGAAAACCAGCGUGGUUCUGAACACACGGUUAAUUUUAAGGCCUUUCCCAUGGAGCUUCAUCUAAUGCACUGGAACUCCACACUGUACAGCAGCAUUGAUGAGGCAGUAGGGAAGAAGCACGGCAUAGCUAUUAUUGCUUUGUUUGUGCAGAUAGGAAAAGAGCAUGUAGGCCUAAAGGCUGUAACUGAAAUUCUCCAGGACAUCCAGUACAAGGGAAAGUCCAAAACAAUACCCUGUUUUAAUCCCAACUCUUUAUUGCCAGAUCCUCUACUGCGUGACUACUGGGUGUAUGAGGGCUCUCUAACCAUUCCACCCUGCAGUGAAGGUGUCACCUGGAUAUUAUUUCGCUAUCCUUUGACUGUGUCCCAAGUGCAGAUAGAGGAAUUUCGUAGGCUGAGGACACAUGUUAAAGGUGCUGAACUUUUAGAGGGCUGUGAUGGAAUCCUAGGAGAUAACUUCAGACCAACUCAGCCACUUAGCGAUAGAGUCAUCAGGGCUGCAUUUCAGUAGCAGAAGAGAAGGAACAACAGAAAUAAAUCUUUAUUCAGAGAGGGGGAAGACAAUGCUCCCACAGUGCCCUCGAAUGAGAAAUGGAAACUUUUGAGGCUGCUGCUUCAGUUGAACCACAAAGCCUGUAUUGUUCAUCUUCAUCUAAUUCAGCCUUGAUAGACAGCUGUGACAGUUGGUCUGUCCGCAUGGUCCAGUGAAAUUCUGGGAAUGGGGCUGUACAUUAAAAGAAGAAAACACAUUAAAUCUUCCAAUUCACGCUGUUAACUAUUUUUAAAUGGUUAUUUUCAUUGCUUAUAUAGUUUCUUUGCUAUAGCAUUCAAUAGUCAUCUGUGAUCCAAAUAGUACUAAUUUUAAGCUUGGUAUGAAUGUUAAUAUGUAGAAAUACUCAUUAUUGUUUUGAAUGUUAGAUUUAAUUUUAUUCUGUAUCAUCUCUUGUGCUGCCAGUAACCAUUUUUUUCUGUAGAAGGGAGGUGCGUUCUGUAAAGCUAAUAAAAACAUUGUUUGUUCACAGAGAGUAUUAUACAAAUUCAGAAUUAAUUUUUGGGCAGAAAGGACCACUUCUAUGCCAAAGCUGUGCACUUAACAUGGUUUAUCUGAAUAAAGCUGAAUGACAGUUGCAUUACUAGGAAUCUUGCUGAAAUAAAGGACAAUUUUGAAAUAAGGAAAAUUAACUGGUAUAACAAUAAACAGAAUCAUCUGGAUUAUUUUCUACUUGGCGAGUCAUGGAACUUUGCAAAGAAAUGUUCAAUUCAGGCAGAAAAUGAUCAGCCUUUGUUCUCCUGUGAAUUACGACAAUUCCGUUUGUUCUGUACAUUGCUGAGGAUGGUGGCCUGGAGACCUGCUCUGCAUGUCCUGGGCUCACUGCACAGCAUGGGGAUCGCCAUGCUGGGCCACACAUGACACAUCUGACAGAACAGCAAAGGGAACGGUAGUCUAAGCCAGCUAGUCAAACUCAUAGCUUCUGAUUCCUGCAAAACACCAAAAUCUGAAGGUCAGAGUCAAUAUUGUGGUGGGCAAUAGCUUUGAUCAUCAUAGCUGUCAGUGAGGUCCACUUUACUAGCAUGAGGAGGGCAGGUUUAUGCAGAGACCUAUGUGAGUGGAGGAACGCUGGAGGCACAGAUGGCAAGCUCCAGGCCAGGGCACAAUGGACAUGCAAACUGAGGGUCACAAAGGGGAGGUUACUCCCCUGGAGCGGAUCGGUGAGUCAUCAAUCACAAAGUCAUCACCAGGCAGUGGUAAAUGCAGUGUCAGAAGGCAUGCUUAAUCCACCUCGUCAACAGUUAUGGGGAGAGCUGCUGCUGAAUAAUGAGUUACGAAUUCUCCAAGUCAUUUAUGUGUAUAUUAGGGACAGCAGAAACAAUAGGAGAAACCCCCCCACCACAUGUGAGCUGGGUGAGGGGGAGUCGAUACUGCUGACUACUUCAUGCGUUCAUAACUGUGUGUACUGCAGAAACACGUGCUUCCUUUGGAGAGACACAGAGCUGCCCUUGACAGCAUGCAUUGCAAUAAAUGCACAGAAAACGUACAGCAAGCAGCCCACCAUGAAGUCAUCUGUUUAUUUUGGGCUUAGGAGAGCAGCAAUUGGCAAAUUACUCCUUGGGCCUAUAGAAACUUGUAUUUCUUAGGGUUACAUUUAAGCAAGUCCCUCUCCACCUUCCACCCAAAUUUAAUGAAGUAUAACCCCGUUAUCUAGUCAAGGGGUUCAAGAUUUCAGUGCCAGUCAAAAACACGCUUUCCAUCUGCAAUGUCCCCAGCACUUCCAUAAUGUCCAUGUAGCAGCUUCACUGGCUGCUGUCCCUCUUCCUUCAGCAAUGACCCCCCCCAAGCAGCUGCAGCCAGAACCCAAUCCCAGCGUGUUGGUGGUCACCAGAGCCUGGGCUCCCACCCCUCCACAUCUUGCCAUAGGGCAGGGAGGAGUCUCUGCAUGAAGUCUGCUGCAAUGGCCUGCAAUGGCUAGGCUGGACUGUCCGUGGUUUUUGACAGGAGCCUGAUAAAUUGUCCUAGUUGUCAGGUUUGGUCCUAAAAUCUUGAAAAAAACCCCCCAAACAAAGCCCCGUGAGGUGGAAGUCAAAUGGUUUCUGCCAGUUGAAGACCUAUUCCUAUCUCCUUGUACCCAGUGAUGAAGGAACCCUCCAAAAGCGGAGUGAACCACGUUCCAAACUUGGCAAUUCCCAGGUUCUAUGCACAGCUCAUUUGGAAGAUCAUUUCCUUUUGCACACAACAUGUUAUUAGCUACUGAGUGUUAACUGACAGGAACUGUAGUAUUAAUAUGGCAAAUAUUGACAUUAUGAUGAAAUCUGAACUAGAUUUAUUCUCUAAAUAAACAUGUUCCUUAUCUUGGA